AUGUCUAAUAGAGUUGCACCAGCUACGACCACUGAAGCAGCCCAGCAGCAGCAGCAGCCAGAAGACGACGAGCAACCUCCACCACCUUACUCUGCUGCGAUAUCAGAAUCGACCUCAUCUCACUUAGCCUUAUUAAACACCUAUGUUACAUCAAAACUCUGCUAUCAUCCAGCUCCCCUCGCUAAUGCACGAGUUAUCAAAGUAACAGCUGAUCGGGUUGCCUAUCAACUUGAUCUGUGGACAUUGAUGGAACAACGUCGUUUUAAAAAAUGUGAAAAACCAUAUAAUAAUGAAGCGUAUCCAGCUGAGCUGCUCAAAGGCCUGUUUGAGUAUCCACUUGAACAACCAGCAACUAUUUUGACAAAGAAGUAUAAACAGCGCUGGAAUCUUGAACAGACACAGUAUAAAACACAUUGUCCAAACUGUGGUGGUGCCGGAAUUGUUACUUGUUCAUCAUGUGGUGGAAGAAGAAUGAAAGACUGUUAUGCCUGCACUGCUUUCUUGGAAAGUUUUGAACUACCAUCUUGUAGUGCGGUCAGUUCUAUACCAGACAGGCUAUUUUUCAGCUUUCAAAAAGAAGCGCAAGAUCAGGAAGCAAUAGUGGCGUAA
Messenger RNA from Didymodactylos carnosus, 609 nucleotides. NCBI's taxonomy places the organism in Eukaryota, Metazoa, Rotifera, Eurotatoria, Philodinida, Philodinidae. The record is from the annotation of a GenBank genome assembly.